This is a messenger RNA of Dreissena polymorpha, 784 nucleotides long. RefSeq lists its product as uncharacterized. The transcript is spliced from 3 exons. The record is from RefSeq and is a predicted model, not a curated record. NCBI's taxonomy places the organism in Eukaryota, Metazoa, Mollusca, Bivalvia, Myida, Dreissenidae. Bases 344 to 784 code for a protein of 146 amino acids.
UUUGUUAUGAACACUCAUAGCACGAUGAAUACAUCAGGUGUGGUUCAGGCGCAAAUUCUUCCCAACAACAUUAACACGGUGCCUAAGGUGUACCCAUCAUGGUUUGUUACAAGCACUUCACACUCCAAGACAAAACAGCCUCGCAUUGAGUUGAUACUAGAUCAAGCGUUGAAAAAUGACAGAAGUUUUGUUGUGUGGUCCAGUAUGCCCUUUGACUCUCAACCCGACAUUAGGUAGAACUCAAACUCGACCCUUAGCAAUCACAGCGAGGCCAGCAUGUCAUCUCACCUUCUUGACCCUCAGCAAAUAUUAUUAGCCAACAAUACAAACAUCGUUAAAGUAAAUGUCGAUGGAAAUCGGCGGCAACCCCUUCUUUAACAAAUACUACAACUCGCUCAAGAAAUUAAGUACGCAGACGUAUUGCAGCAGCCUAGCACACCACAUCUUCUCCAAUGUUGGCUACAUCAACACUUCGAACAGCAGAGCCUUGAAGAGCACCAUCAUCGAUAUUGAUUUGGCGCGGCAACAGCACCAGUCCAGCCCGCAUGAGCCUCAGUCAAGGACGAACCUUCCCCUCCACCUGACCCUAGAAGCCUCGGUCCACGACGACCCUUCCACUCGACCUGACCCUAGCGCCUCCACCUUGACUUACAGCCUCAAAAGGUCAGCUUUGUUGAACGAUUCCAUUCUUUUGCAGGAAAUUCUGAGCACGUUGAGUUCUCGUGCACUGUUCUCAACAACUGCAAUGUCCUUGUUGAGUGAACCACACUCGAGCCUGAGUUAG